AUGAGUUAAGAAGUUUAGAAAGAGGAGGAAAAAGAGAAUCAAACUACUGCUGCUUAUAAAGUCUAUGAAAAUGUCAUUAUUUUUAAGAAUCUUUAAAUCAAUAUGGAUGAAACUCUGGAGAAAUAUCAAGAGGAGUAGAUCGGACCUCAUAUUUUCAAGUAUAAUGUCAUUUCAUAACCGGAUAAUGAAUAAAUAGAGGAUGAUUCAAAAUUGAAAAUAUUUUGUGAAGAAAGGGAUUUUAAUGGAUUUUUAUAGAAUAAAGAUAGAUAAGUUUAGCUCAAUAGAUUCUCCAUGAAAUCUCCAAAACCAGAGUUAAGUGUAAUUAAGAAACUUCUUUUAUCAAUGCGUGUUGGAGAGGAAUCAUGGUUCAAGAUUAGCAAUUUUCAAAUUCAGAAUGAAGUCUCAAAUGAGAACGAUAAAUAGACAACUGUUAUUAGAUAUUUUAAAAUAAAAGUAGUAGAAUAAUAAUUAAUUGAAAAACCUUUAGAUUUAACAACCCUAGAAAAGUAAACUAGUUUAAAUUUAUUAAAUAGUCGUUUUCUUUAAUUUGAAAAAUUCAGGAAAGAUGGAAAUAAGCUAUUUAAUAACAGUUAAUUUGAAAAUGCCAUUAAAAAGUACCAAAAGGGAAUUAACUUUAUGGAAGCAUGGCCGAAAAUACAUGAAUAGGAUCCAUAGGUCCAGUAAAAGAAAAAAUAUUAUUACCAAUUAUUCUGUAGCAAUAUGGCUCAAUCGUAUAUUCUAUUGAAGGAAUAUGAAAAGGCCAUUAUGAUUUUGGAGGAUAUUAUUCCUUAAUGCAGAGGAAAUGUAAUUACAUUAAUUUGAGUAUUUAGGAGUUCGAAAUUAAAAGUUAUUAUAGAAUAAUUGUAUGUUACAUGAAAACAAGGGAUUUUGACAAGGCAGAGCGAUACUUACGAGAAGUUAAACAUGUGUGUCAAUUGGAUAUGGAUUAAUCGCAACUUUUUAAUUGGUUGGAAAAUGAAUGUAAACCAUUGAAAAAAGUGAAAAUUUGA
Molecule: messenger RNA, 1010 nt
Organism: Paramecium octaurelia
Lineage: Eukaryota; Ciliophora; Oligohymenophorea; Peniculida; Parameciidae
Source: the annotation of a GenBank genome assembly